AUGAAAACGGAACCAGUGAAGGAAACCUUGAAUUUAACCAAUGGGAGGAAGAGAUCUGCUGCAGUGAUGGAAAGUGAGGUGGGUGAAAAUGUUUUAUGUAAGACAGAAUCCUCAUUGAAUCUCGAGUUGACUCUGGGGGGUUACCGGAUGGAACAAACUCCCCAAAGAGUCAAUAGGAAUGCGAUUGAGCAGAAGCAAUUGGGUAACCGUGAAGUGAAAGUUGAAGAAAAUGUGAACCCUUCUAAUGAUAAGGUUUUGGCGCUGGAAUUCAUUGCCAGACUACAACGCCGCUCCAGAAGUUUCAGACGCUUAAGGAAGAUACAUGGUGUGGAUGUGAAGAAUGAACCUGAGGAUAUAUGCCCAAGAAGAUUGGUUAAGGAUGAAGUGGUAGAAGAUUGGGAGAAUGAGGAGAAGGUUGCGGUGAAUGAGAACAAUGGUGUGUUCGUGGAGGAAAGGCGCGUAAAUGCCCUUGAAAUGUUAAGAGAAGAACAUGAAAGAAAUAAGAGGAUAGUUGAAAACCUGAACACAGGAAAGCGAACUGUGCUUUCGUGGAUGAUUGAUGUGAAGACACUGAAAUCACGAGAGAGGGUUUAUUACAUGGAUCACAAGAGCAAACAAGCAUCACUCGGUGGAGCUGUGGUUAGAGAUGGCAUUCUGUGUGACUGUUGUUCUGAAGUUGUGUCCAUUUCUGAGUUUGAAUUUCACUCAUGGAGACAAGACUUCUCUCCAGGGUUGAAAAGAUCUGACCCACUGCGCAACAUAUGUUUGGCCAGGGGAAGAGGACUUUGUCUCUUGCAAUGCAUGGCAGAGGCCUGGGAAAAGGAAGAGGAAUCUACUGGUAACUUCUAUAACUUGAUUCCUGUUAAUGGACAAGAAAAAAACGACGAUACUUGUAUUCUCUGCUGGGAAAUGGGAGACCUCACUUGUUGCGAUGGUUGCCCAUCAACUUUCCAUCAAGACUGCCUGGGUAUUCAACCAAACUUUGAGUAUAUGCAUUUCCAGCGGGUCGUUGGUACUGUACGAACUGCUGUUGCAAAUUUUGUGGGUUGUUUUGUGGAAGUUCUGAAGGUUUUGUCCACUUUCGGAUAUCGGCCAUAUGCCGUUUAUGCGAGAAAAGAUGUAUAUCACAUAUCCUGUCUUCAGGCCAAUGGAGGCAAUGUUGCUCUUGCUCAAGAUGCAUCCUUUUGUGGAAAUGGAUGUAAGGAGAUAUAUGAGAAACUUGGACAUCUGCUUCGGGUUAAGCAUUAUAUGGAAGGUGGAUUUUCUUGGUCUUUUCUUUACCGGUCAGAGGUUGACUCUAAAGCUCUAAUGAUAGAUAGUCGUUUGGCUGAAUGCAAUGCAAAACUGGGUGUUGCAUUAUCUGUACUGAAUCAGAGCUUCAUGCCAUUCAACGAAGAGGAAAUCGGGGUUGAUAUAAUGCGAAGUAUUAUAUAUGGUUGUGGGUCAAACAUCCCUCGCCUGGAUUUUAAGGGGUUUUUCACUGCGAUUCUAGAGACUGAUGAUGAGGUUACCAGCGUCGCUUCAAUCAGGAUUCAUGGGAAAAAACUAGCAGAGAUGCCAUUUGCUGCAACCGCUUUUAAUCACAGGGAGAAAGGAAUGUUCACCCGGCUUCUGCAGCGAAUUGAAUCGGCACUCAGCUUCCUAGAUAUUGAGUUAUUGCUCUUACCAGCUGUGCAUCAAGGAAGACAAAUUUGGGUUCGUUCUUUUGGGUUUGAGCCACUUGAUACGAACACCAAGAACAUGAUAAUGGGCAUGGAUCUGAAGGUAUUUAGUGGCACAGAAAUGUUGCAGAAAAGGAUACCAAAGCUUACAUAA
Molecule: messenger RNA, 1815 nt
Organism: Sphenostylis stenocarpa
Lineage: Eukaryota; Viridiplantae; Streptophyta; Magnoliopsida; Fabales; Fabaceae
Source: the annotation of a GenBank genome assembly